AUGGCCGAGAAAGUAAGAUACUAUCUUGAGCAAUCUGUUCCAGAACUUGAAGACUUGACCAAGAAGGGUCUUUUCGAAAAGAAUGAAAUCACGAUGAUUAUGAGAAGAAGAACUGACUUUGAACACAGAAUUCAAGGUAGAGGAUCAAAGCCAAGAGAUUUCUUAAAAUACGCUGAAUUCGAAGGUAACUUAGAAAAAUUGAGAAAGAAGAGAUAUACAAGAUUGUCCAAGGUUGGAUUAGUUGAUCAAAAGCCUAGUUUAUCUGAUUGGGCAGGAUCAAGAAGAAUCUUGUUCAUUUUUGAUAGAGCUACUAGAAGAUACCCUGGUGAUUUAAGUAUUUGGAGUCAAUAUUUGAAGUUUGCAAAGAGUAAUGGGGCAAUUAAAGUUAUUUACAAGGUUUAUUCUCGUUUGUUACAAUUGCAACCCCGUAAUGUUGAUGCCUGGUUAUCCGCUGCUAAAUAUGAAUUUGAAACAAAUGCAAAUGCCAAAGGUGCUAGAGUUUUAUUUCAACGUGCAUUAAGAUUUAAUCCAGAGUCAUUAGAAUUGUGGUUAUCAUAUGCUCAAUUUGAAUUGACUUACAUUUCAAGACUUUUAGCUAGAAGAAAAGUUUUGGGAUUAAUUACCAAGAAACAACAAGAAGAUCAUUUGGAAGCUGAAAAGGAAAAAUUAGCUUUGGCACUUUCAAAGGAUAAAGAAAAUGAAAUGGAUGAUGACGUUAUUGCCUUGCCAACAACUACUGGAGAAGAUGAUAUGAAGGAAGAGUUGAAGCAUUUACCUGAAGCAGACAUGAAUAUGCUUGGUAACCCAGAAACCAAUCCUGCGUUGAGAGGUGAUGUCGCCUUGACUGUGUUUGACUUGUGUAUUCCAGCAAUCCUCAAGACCAUUCCAGAAUAUUCCACAGUUGUCAAUGAACAAGAUAAGGCAUUUGAAAUUGUCUACAAGUUCUUACAAUUGUUCGAUCAUUUUGAAGAUUUGAACAGAGAUUAUCUUUACAUGCAUAUUUUGAAUUACUUGCAAAACAAGUACCCUCAAGAUACUAGAACCUUGUUAAUUGAUGUUACAUUACCUAUAAGAACUAUUACCAGUUCCAGUGAAGAAUUGGCUGCCACAUUACAGUUGUCUAUCAACAAAUUUAUGGCUUACAAGCUUAAAUUGACAUCUGUUGAGCAAAAGACAAAACUUGUGAAUAUGUUUGUGGAAUAUUUGGAAGCUCAAUUCUUAGAUGAAGAGAACAAGCCAUCUGCAAAGACGGAAGCCUUGUUAAGAGCCAUCAUAAAAAAGUGUAAGUCAUCUUAG
Messenger RNA from [Candida] anglica, 1296 nucleotides. NCBI's taxonomy places the organism in Eukaryota, Fungi, Ascomycota, Pichiomycetes, Serinales, Debaryomycetaceae. The record is from the annotation of a GenBank genome assembly.